ACGGCACGGCGGCCGAAGCGCGGCCCUAUCGCUGCGUUGAGCGGCUCGUACAACCUACCGGUCGACCUGACUCGCCGUACGCAAAGUUGCGCAAGACCUGAGGCCGUACCGAGCAAGCACAAAGGAGUGCUCUCUGAAGCAAAAUGAAACGCAGCCAACAACAGGCCGCAGCGAUCGCCGCAACCGCCGGCGCCCUCGCAUUACUCGCAGCCAAGCGCCGCGGCAUCAGCCUCCAGAAAUGGCUGCGCGUGCAGGCCGAAAUCGCACAGAUUAUCGCACAAAACGCAACCAAGGACGGAAACUGGCGGUGGUCUCGCUUAAGAGAACUGCUCUUCCUGGCGUCUCUAGAAAGAGCAAGAAGACUGGAAGUAGCGGAGGCCGACGCGAAAGCGCCAAACGAUAAAGAUGCGGUGUACCGGUUGCACCCUUUAACGCACGUGAGGACGCAGCGCCAACUCUCAUCCACAGGGACAAAGGACAUGAUGGCCUUGCGGAUGGAGGCUGAUGCAAAACCGGUCGUCACGGAUCUGGUGCUCGUGGGCGGCGGCCACGCGCACGUCCAUGUCUUAAGGAUGCUCGGCAUGUGCCCGAUGCCAGGAGUUCGUCUCACAUUAAUCACGAGGGACGUGGAAACCCCAUACUCGGGCAUGCUCCCGGGCCACGUCGCCGGCGUCUACUCGCGACGAGAGGCCCACAUCGACCUGAACAAGCUCGCUCGAGUGGCACGGGCUCGACUCAUAGCCGGCGAGGUGACGCAUAUUGACAGUGAUGCACAAUUGCUCCACCUCAAGGACGGUCGCCCACCUCUACCGUACGAUGUAUGCUCAAUAAACGUCGGCAUCGCGCCGUCGAAGCCGGCUGCGUAUGUAACUCCAGUCAAGCCGAUCGCGACCUUCGCUCAAAAGUGGGACGCGCUGUUAUCGAGGCUCGACGACGAUGCGAGCUUCCGGUUGGUCGUCGUGGGCGGCGGUGCGGGGGGUGUCGAACUUAUAUUAGCCAUGGUCGCGCGAGUCUCUGCGGAGUUGCGACGACGAGGACGGUCAUUAACGUGCCUGUCCGCUACUUUGGUCGCAAGGUCGUCGGAACUGCUCCAGGGCCACGCUGUCGGAGUGAGGCGUUUAUUGACCGAAGCCGUGCGGCGAAAGGGCAUCCGCGUCUUACUGUCGCAUGAGGCCCUCGAGACGUCGACAGAUAAUGGCGAGAAGGUCCUCACGUGUCGCCAUGAAGGCCGCACUGUGUCGAUACCUUUUGACGAGUGCGCGUGGUGCACGCAGGCGGCCGCGCCUGAAUUCCUAUCAAGGAGCGGCUUGGAUUGUGAUGAGAGAGGCUUCCUCAGGACGAACCUCAAACUCCAGUGUCUGCAGAACGACAUUCCACAGAGAGUCUACGCGGCCGGCGACUGUAGUACAGUUGACGGGCAUCCGAGACCAAAGGCGGGCGUCUUCGCGGUGAUGGCGGGGAUGGCUUUGUACCAGAACCUCGUGGCCGACCUUAGGGGAGAGGAGUUCGUGGAGCAUGUUCCGCAGACGCGACUGUUGGCUUUAGUCGGUCUUGGUGAUGGGACUUGUGUGGCUUCUCGAGGAGAUUUAGCUUUGGAGGGUGAAUGGUUGUAUCGAUUGAAGGACUGGAUCGACCGCAAGUGGAUGUGGCAGUACACCGGUGGCUUGCCUUCACUAGAUGAGGAGGAGGAUGUCGAGGAUGCAAUUGCUUCUCGCGCGAACGCCCUCGACGUCCUCCGCAAGACGCCGAUGCGCUGCGGCGGCUGCGGCGCCAAGGUUGGUUCGAACACGUUGACCAGGGCCUUGUCGUCCUUGCCGGACGUGCCCUCGUCGGAUAGAUGUGUGGUGGAGGUCGGACUCGAUGCCCCCGACGACGGCGCCGUCGUCGCCUACGACGACACGCGACUCGUGCACACCGUCGACUUUUUUAGAUCAUUCAUAGGAGACGCCUACGUCUUCGGCCAGGUCGCGGCGAACCAUGCUUUGUCGGAUUGCGACGCCAUGGGUGCGAAGCCCGCUUCCGCCCUCGCGCUAUGCGUCGUGCCGUAUGGGGGGGAACGACAGACCGAAGAUUCAUUGAGGCAGAUGAUGGCUGGGGCACGAAAAGCUCUAGAUGAAGCUGGUUGUUCGCUAGUGGGAGGCCACACGUGCGAAGGGAGUGAACUCGCUCUUGGAUUUGCCAUAAACGGUUCCAUAGAUGAGGUCCUGGCCAAGGGCAAUCUCCAACAGGGAGACGCUCUGAUACUCACGAAACCCUUAGGCACGGGCGUCGUCUUCGCCGGCGACAUGCGCGCCUUAGCUGACGCGUCUGACGUCGCCGAAGCUUUGCAGGGGAUGUGCCGGUCGAACGCUCAUGCCGCGGCUACCUUACGGCGGUUCGGGUGCCUCGCGUGUACCGAUGUGACAGGUUUUGGAUUGAUUGGACAUUUAGCUGAGUUGUGCCGCGGGUCAAAUGGGGCGCGCGUGCGUAUCGAUUUGAAUGACGUGCCCAUGCUACAAGGUGCGCGGCGGCUGGCCUCGAUGGGUGUUGUGUCCUCUUUACACCCGGAAAAUUUAAGAGCGCGGCGCGCCGUGGCGAACCACUCUGAAGGCAUCGAAGCAGGUGCGGCGUACGAGCUGCUCUACGACCCGCAGACCGCCGGCGGGCUCCUCGCGGCGGUGCCCGUCGAUCGGGCCGCGGCCUGCGUCGCGGCUCUACGCGCGGGCGGCGACGCCUCCGCGGCGGUCGUCGGGGAGGUGCUGUCAUCCAAUGACUCGUCCGCGUUCCCCGCGGCGAUCGAGAUUAACUUGUAAUGAUGUUUGCA
Messenger RNA from Pelagomonas calceolata, 2803 nucleotides. Lineage: Eukaryota; Pelagophyceae; Pelagomonadales; Pelagomonadaceae. The record is from the annotation of a GenBank genome assembly.